Molecule: messenger RNA, 1287 nt
Organism: Mycotypha africana
Lineage: Eukaryota; Fungi; Mucoromycota; Mucoromycetes; Mucorales; Mycotyphaceae
Exons: 2
Source: RefSeq, a predicted model, not a curated record
CCAGAUAUUGCUAUACAUUACACUAUUUUGAAAGGAGGCUUUGAGUCUUUGCUUUGCAUGAACUACAUUUUGAAAUGUGCUCAAUGUUCAAACCUGCUCGGAAUAGGAGAUUUUAUGCAGGGAAAAGAUAAAAUGAUAUGUGCCAUUGAAGAACAGAAGAGAGUCUCGCUUUUCCUUGUAGGAGACGUUAUUGACAGAACUGUUCUAAAAUUGCUGGUAUAUGAGUAUUAUUUACUUCUAUUCGACCUUUUUUGUUUUUUCUUCGUCUUCUUCUUUUACAGCACAAGUUUUUCCCUAUUAUGAUGAUAUACUACAAAACCUCUCUUCAUGAAAAGCAAAAAGAUGCAAAAUUGCUAGCAGCAAGAUAUACUUAUACCGAUGAUGAAGAGGAAGAAGAUAAUACGCCACUGAGUCAUUAUUUAAAGAUGUCCAAUCAUGCUAAAGAAUUACAACAUCAAUGGAAACAGCAAAGAGAAAGAAUUAAACAAUAUUACAAUAAUGCUACUAUCAAUAACAACAAAGGCCUGAUCCAUUCUGUUCCCCCUGCUUCAUUCGAUAAAAGAAGAAGUUCAUCCCCUACAACCACAAAGCCCUUCUCGCCUUCUUCUUCACCUCUCAUACCGACAUCCACCAUGUUAUUAUUACUGAAUCAAGGAACAAAUUCAACUGCAAGUUCAUCAGACGAUAACGACGAUGAGGAAGAUUCAAUUCCAAUUGCCUUAUUACAUGCCACGAGUCAACCGUCUAGACGAUUGUCAGCUGCUGAAAAAUAUAAAGAAAACGUGAAAAGAGCACAGCGACUGCAACGACAACAAGAGCAACAGCAUUCGAACAGAAGAAAACACAAUAGUGUCUUACUACUAGAAGACUUUCAGAAUUAUGCUUUCCUGACAUGAUCCUAAAAAUUCUGGUCUCUUUGACUCCCAUUUCAAAUUAUUGAAGUGCUUCGCAGGGCAACGGAAAUCCGUUUACAGCCGAAGCAAAGGACUGGUCGCAUUUCUUUUUUUUUUUUCUUCUUCCUUUUUUUUUAUUGUUGUUGUUGAUAUUGUGAAGCAGUUGAAAAAGAAUUUAAGGACUUUCGGUGCCUUUAUUGAUUGAGAACUCCAAGAAUAAACUCUUGUCUCUUAAAACAGUAUGAACGAUUUAAGAACUUUGUUCAACACUAUUUGAUUAUCAAGAGUCUUUCUUGUCUUUGGUACAAUAACACAAGUUCAAAAAAAAACCAGAAACAUCACAGGGAGUGCACAUAUCUAACAGUUUCAAAGACAAAUAUACUUGGUUCCAAAG